Messenger RNA from Loxodonta africana (African savanna elephant), 3466 nucleotides. RefSeq names its product FYVE, RhoGEF and PH domain containing 1 (gene FGD1). Gene Ontology annotation, biological process: filopodium assembly; cytoskeleton organization. The coding region runs from base 40 to 2904 and encodes 954 amino acids. The record is from RefSeq and is a predicted model, not a curated record. Gene Ontology annotation, molecular function: metal ion binding; guanyl-nucleotide exchange factor activity. Lineage: Eukaryota; Metazoa; Chordata; Mammalia; Proboscidea; Elephantidae. Gene Ontology annotation, cellular component: cytoplasm. The transcript has 18 exons.
CCAAGCGGGGAGCCCGGGCCCCGCGCCCAGGCCCGGACCAUGCAUGGCCACCGAGCCCCGGGGGGCGCUGGGCCUUCAGAACCUGAACACCCGGCCGCUAACCCCCCCGUCGCUGCUCUGCCGGCCUGUGCCGACUCGUACCUUGGAGUCUCGGAGCCCGGACUGCCGGUGCCCAGGGGCUCAGCCUCGGCUCUCUGCGGCCCCCUGGAUUCCCAGCUUGCCGGGCCCUCUGACGCCAGCUCGGGAGCUGCUCCAGGCCCCAGGGUCUUGCCCUGCAGGCCCAGCCCUCAGCACCACCGGGCCCUUCGCUUCUCCUACCACCUGGAGGGCUUGCAGCCCCGGCCUGGGCUGCACCAGGGAAACCGGAUCCUGGUUAAAAGUUUGUCCCUUGACCCUGGCCAGAGCCUUGAGCCUCAUCCAGAAGGCCCCCAGUGGCUUCGUUCAGAUCCAGGCCCCCCAACUGAAACCCCUAGCCAGCGUCCCUCACCACUGAAGCGGGCACCAGGCCCAAAGCCACAGGUCCCCCCAAAGCCCAGUUACCUGCAGAUGCCCCGGAUGCUGCCUCCACCUGAGCCCAUCCCCCCUCCACCAUCACGCCCACUGCCUGCAGACCCCCGAGUGGCCAAGGGCCUGGCCCCUAGGGUGGAGGCUGGCCCCAGUUCUGCAGCAGUUUCUUCACUGAUUGAGAAGUUUGAGAGAGAGCCUGUGAUUGUCGCCUCGGAUAGGCCAGCCCUUGGCCCCAGCCCAGGUCCCAUAGAGCCAGCCUCGCAGCCACCAGUGCCCGCACUCCCCGAGGGCGAGGCUUCCCGCUGCUUGUUCCUGCUGGCUCCUGGGCCCCGGGAUGGUGAAAAGAUGCCCAACCGGGACAGUGGAAUUGACAGCAUCAGCUCACCAUCCAACAGUGAGGAGACCUGCUUUGUCAGUGAUGACGGGCCCCCCAGCCACAGCCUCUGCCCCGGGCCCCCUGCCCUGGCCAGUAUGCCUGUUGCUUUGGCCGAUUCCCACCGACCUGCCUCCCAGGAGCUUGACAGUGACCUGGAUGAGGAGGACGAGGAGGAGGAUGAGGAAAAGGACAGAGAAAUCCCAGUGCCCCCGAUGGAGAGACAGGAGUCUGUGGAGUUGACCGUGCAGCAGAAGGUGUUCCACAUUGCCAAUGAGCUCCUGCAAACUGAGAAGGCUUAUGUUUCAAGGCUCCAUCUCCUGGAUCAGGUGUUCUGUGCCCGGCUGCUGGAAGAAGCUCGGAACCGCAGUUCUUUCCCGGCUGACGUUGUCCACGGCAUCUUCUCUAACAUCUGCUCCAUCUAUUGCUUCCACCAGCAGUUCCUGCUGCCGGAGCUAGAGAAGCGCAUGGAGGAAUGGGACCGCUAUCCACGCAUUGGAGACAUCCUGCAGAAGCUGGCACCCUUCCUCAAGAUGUAUGGCGAGUAUGUGAAGAACUUUGAUCGGGCUGUGGAGCUGGUGAACACCUGGACAGAGCGCUCCACCCAGUUUAAAGUCAUCAUCCAUGAGGUACAGAAGGAGGAAGCCUGUGGCAACCUGACACUGCAGCACCACAUGUUGGAGCCCGUGCAGCGCAUCCCUCGCUAUGAGCUGCUUCUCAAGGACUAUCUUUUAAAGCUGCCCCAUGGCUCCCCAGACAGCAAGGAUGCCCAAAAGUCUCUGGAGCUGAUAGCCACAGCAGCAGAGCACUCCAAUGCUGCCAUCCGCAAAAUGGAGCGAAUGCACAAGCUGUUGAAGGUAUAUGAGCUGCUAGGGGGUGAGGAGGACAUUGUCAGCCCCACCAAAGAGCUCAUAAAAGAAGGUCACAUCCUUAAGCUGUCAGCAAAGAAUGGGACCACUCAAGACCGAUACCUCAUACUAUUCAAUGACCGCCUCCUUUACUGCGUGCCCAGGCUGCGGCUCCUUGGCCAGAAGUUCAGUGUGCGGGCACGCAUUGAUGUAGAUGGAAUGGAGCUAAAGGAAAGCUCCAACCUCAAUUUGCCUCGGACCUUCCUGGUUUCAGGAAAGCAGCGUUCCCUGGAGCUCCAGGCCAGGACUGAGGAAGAGAAGAAAGACUGGGUCCAGGCCAUCAACUCCACCCUCCUGAAGCAUGAACAGACUCUGGAGACCUUCAAACUAUUGAACUCAACAAACAGGGAAGAUGAAGACACCCCCCCCAAUUCUCCAAAUGUGGAUCUUGGAAAACGAGCACCUACGCCCAUCCGGGAAAAGGAAGUCACCAUGUGCAUGCGCUGCCAGGAGCCCUUCAAUUCCAUCACCAAACGCAGGCACCACUGCAAGGCCUGUGGGCAUGUGGUUUGUGGGAAGUGCUCUGAGUUCCGAGCCCGCCUCAUCUAUGACAACAACCGCUCCAACCGCGUGUGCACGGACUGCUAUGUGGCCUUGCAUGGGGUGCCUGGGAGCAACCCAGCCUGCAACCAGCAUACACCUCAGCGUCGGAGGUCCAUCCUCGAGAAACAGGCCUCCGUGGCUGCGGAGAACAGCAUUAUCUGCAGCUUCCUGCACUACAUGGAGAAAGGUGGGAAAGGCUGGCACAAGGCAUGGUUCGUGGUUCCUGAGAAUGAACCCUUGGUGCUGUACAUCUAUGGAGCCCCUCAGGAUGUGAAAGCCCAGCGCAGCCUGCCCCUCAUUGGCUUUGAGGUGGGGCCUCCUGAAGCAGGGGAGAGGCCUGACAGACGGCAUGUCUUCAAGAUCACUCAGAGCCACCUGAGCUGGUACUUCAGCCCUGAGACAGAGGAGCUACAGCAGCGCUGGAUGGACGUGCUCGGCCGGGCAGGCCGCGGGGACACGUUCUGCCCAGGGCCCACACUGUCUGAGGACAGGGAAAUGGAGGAGGCAAUGGUGGCAGCUUCAGGAGCCACUGCUGAACCUCCCGAAGCUCCCCAGACCCGAGAUAAGACCUAGAGGGUUUGGGUGUUACUGGGAGCCCCCUGUCCCACACUCUACUUGUCCAUAUCCACUUAGGGGCUUCAGCUCCCUUCCCCCCAGCUCAGUCAAUACUUGAACUCCCAUCAUGGGCACUUUCAAUCCCGAAUGCUGGGUCUUGGAUUUUUUAAUUCAUCUUUUCACAAAACUUGAGCUUAAAAAAAAACACACACACACAAACCCCCCCCCCAAAAAAACUACUACAGAGAUGUUACUUUUUUAAUCCUCUCCCACCAGAGAAGGUGGGAACUGUUGCUAGACAGCCUGAAUUAGGCCGUUAUGUGCCCCCCCCCCCAACAUCCCACAGACCCUGCCUCCACCCACCACCCUGGAAAGCACCAGAAGCAGGAGACAAGGAUUCAAGCGCCAGCUCUGCCACUGAACCUUGUGGCCAAUGUCUUCACAUGUAUGACUCAGUAUGGGGUGGUGACUGGACCCCUUCCAUGUCUCUCCCAGGGCUCACAGCUUCUACCCAGCCCCAAGGCUACCCAGUAUUUUAUCGUCCAGACCCAUGGCAGGGCCACUGGGCAGGACAGGGGAA